Molecule: messenger RNA, 2463 nt
Organism: Trypanosoma cruzi
Lineage: Eukaryota; Euglenozoa; Kinetoplastea; Trypanosomatida; Trypanosomatidae
Exons: 1
Coding region: 1-2463 (820 amino acids)
Molecular function (GO): zinc ion binding
Source: RefSeq, a predicted model, not a curated record
AUGCUUUUGCGACUGGUUCUGUACGUGGAUGACGUGCGCCUUCCUUUGGACAUGAGGGACACGUGCAUGCGCGCCCACAACAUGUCGGAGCUAGCAGGUUACUUGAAAAAAGUACUGCAUCGGCCCCCAAGGGUUAUUUUGUACUGGAACUUUGAGCACAAGCGGUACGAACUGCUGACAUCAUUGCAGACUCUUCUGCAACGGCACAGUAACGGCGAUGCUGCCCACGAUGUAAAUGCGGACGUUGCCGUGUUGGCACAUUUGUGGGUGGAGACGAGGCCGCCGCGGCUAGACCCUGUGGACCCGGAUUCGGAUGUCGAGGAAUACGCGGAGCUCAAGAACCAUCUGCAGUGUUGGGCAGGGAAUAAGUACGUUAUGUUUUGUCUUCAAAGUGCCUUACGCGUGACCGACCCGAGGAAUGAACGUUUGUUUGACGAUUUACGGUGUGCACGGAUGGGUGGUGACCCCGAACACGUUGAACUCCUCUACUACACAAAUAAUUCCCUUGGUAGCAGCGAGGUGCUGCAGCGCGGGUUUGAACGGGGAGGAGAGAGCGGUUUGAGCCCGGCACCACUGAACUCCGCCUCGCCAGCCACUGCGGAUGCACGGCUGCCGCCUCUGUUUGUCUUUUCCUCCUCCAUGAAGGACCAGGACGACAAGGAAGUUUUUCCUUCUGAGCCGCACAAAGUUCUCUUGUGCGAAGUCGCGUUGGGCCGCGUGUGGUUUUCUGAUGUUCCACUUUCGAAGGGAAUUGAGGCACCGCCAUCCGGCUACGAUAGCGUGUGCUACCGUAUGGAGAGGGAGGACGGGGGCAUUGUGAAGACAGUUUGCGUGGGAAAAAACUUUCAGGCCUUGCCGCGCUACGUGUUGACGCUGGUCGCGAAAAAACGUGAUCGCCGGGAAAAAGUUUUUUGUGGCAUUCACACUGGCGCCGGUGUCUCGCCGGCACCAAGCCCAAGUCGUCGGGCGGGGAGCGUUGGCAGUCAUCCGUGUGUAAAUACUGGAAUUACAUCACCUGUGCAUUCCUAUCCGAAAAGGACCGCUUCGGCACCCCCGCUGGUGAAUGGGGGGCGAACGCGCUCUCAGUUGUUCUCCACCAUUGUCCAUUGUGCUGUGCACAGCGGCAUACUCUUGGGGCUCUGGUGCUCGACGUGUGGUCACGUCAUUUGCCCGUACUGUGCCUCCGUUGGUGACCACCGGGGUCAUGAGGUGGCAGGUGUAGAAAACGUUGUGGGUGACGUGCGAGGAAGAGUACGGGGGCUUUGCCAUCGACUUUCCGUGCAGCUUGAAAAUUACCAGCGCGUUGAGUCUCAGCUUAAGUCGCAGCGGACGGAACUGCUGGAGAAGCAUAAAGCGGCAACGUCUGCGGUGGAAAAAGCCUUUUCUGACCUGCGGCGCCUUAUUGAGAUCAAACGACGGGAAUGGAUAGCACGUCUGCACGAGCAUACCCGCUGCCUAGAUGAGCCUCUGAAGGAGGUGGGGCACGUUGUGCAGCAGUACACGAGGACCAUCCAAUCGUUGGAGCAUUCAUGGGAGCGAGCAGGCGGACAGUGCUUUUCUUUUGUGGAUGCCGAAGGGGAUGUGCCUGCUGCGGUGGUUAUUGUCACUUACUUGAUAGAGACGUCCAAGCUAUUGAAGGAGGGACUUUCUUUGGCAGGGAAGCGCCAUGACGAGGGGUUGAUAAAGGCGGCCAAUGCAUCUAAACUACUUUUGUCCAAUGAGGCCACUCUUUUCCAUGUUGAUCUCUCAACCGUGCGCCGGAGCGUCGAACAGCUUCUUUCUGAAAAGCGUGCGGAUCCUUCCAAGAAAUCUUUGGCAGCGGCUGUAUCAGCUGUUAAAAGUCCAGGGACGCAUCCUGUGUCCUCCGAAAAGAAAUUAACAGGCGGUAUUUCCGGGCAAUUUGCUACCGCAACGCCUCUGCCGUCAUUAUUGUUGCCACGGGCCGAUGGGAAAAUGAAUGAAUUACCGCACGAUGAUCCCUUUUUGGAUGCACAGAGCACAGCACGACAGCAGUUAUUUUCGCGGCGCUUCUCAGAUGUUUGUAAAGGGUUUAUUUGGUGUUUGCGCAACGUAAGUAAUUACUUUCAUCAUGGCCAACGUCGAGCGGUAUGCUCUGGAACAUUUAAUUUGAUGGGUUUUCAGUGGGAUCUUCGAAUCCAGGCUCCAGAUGCGAUGGCGAGGGAUGGCACAAAUGCCAGUCAAACCGAGCAUUCUGGCGAGGAUGAAUCUGUUGGGCUUUUUUUGUAUCCUGUCGGCCACACACAGCGUCUGGACUUCCGUGUUUCCGUUUUUUCAGCGGUGUGCUGGGCGGAGUGGGAGGUUUCCGGGUGGACGGCGUCAUUUGCUGGUAAAGGGUGGGGCAUUUACCCCUUGUUGCCGCGUCGAGAGUUGAUGCAGAGGGAUCGACUGGCGUCGGACGACAUGUUGAAGAUCUGCUUGGCGCCUACCAGUGGCGUCUAUUAG